AGCCAGAGACAGCUAGGCUAAUACCGGAAAUGUGGCUACUUACUUCGAAAUAAGAGCGCAAACUUAAAAUUGCUUUAGUGAGAAAAAAAAAAAUCUUGUAUUUGUCGUUACAACGUGGUCGUGAAGUUUUUCGUUCUGUUUUGACAUGCUAAGAGGAUACUGUUUUCGAUUUAUCAACACAAAUGAAUGGCAAGUCUGGUUGCUACUGCCGUACUUUCAGCAUUAUGUCCCGUUUUUUUUCAUUUCAUGAUAAAUAAAAACAUGACAUUACUUGUCAAUUUAACGUUAAAUGUCUCGUUAUAAUGAAAUAUCUGCGUACACAGAAGUUCCCUGCUUAUCAGAAACGUCUUGAAACUAGCGUUAGCCGACACAUUCAGUUUGCUAACGUUAGCUAGCUAGCUAGCUAAGUUAUCCAGUAAGUGGCAGUAACGACUGCGACAAUGUUUCAGCGGUUAUUCCUUCCUAUUUCUGUUUUUGAGUUAAACAUUACGACUAUGCAUAGGGCCGUCAAAAACGGCAUUUGAACAAAUUUACCUAAUGUAUUUGUUGUGGUACCUCGCUUUACUCAAUAAGGUUCUUAUAAUUUGAAAAUACAACCGGAACUUAUUUUUUUCUAGCUAAACAUUACCGAGGAAUCCGUUUCCUCCUGACUCUGCUGCUUUUCGCUGAGCUACAUCGGCCGAGCCAACCGUAUACCGUAACUACAUGCCAGACGAUGCACUGAGGGUGGUUUGCAAUAAAGACCACCCGCUAUGCAGUGCUGGUGCUCGGUGCACUGUUUGUAGGUUUCUGUUUGGUAGGACAGACUGAGUCCAGAUAUCAGGAAGCUGAAGAAAAGAGAGCUGUGAAAGCAGACAGACAGGAGGCCACGGUUCCCCCUCUCACACACACACACACACCACCCCGGCCUUGAUGGUGAUGUAUGCAAGGAAACCAACAAGAGUCAGCGAUGGGUGCAACGACAGAAGGGAUUCGCAAUCCUAUCAGGCCCAUAAAUCUCAGCCAAAGAGCCAGUCCAGCAGCCUUCACCGCUAUGACAAAGUGCGCGAUGGCUCAUCAGACCCCACACCCCCCUACAAGAUGCUGCGACGCUCCGACGAAAGUCCUGGCAGCAAACAGGGAGACGGCACGGGACAUGGCAAGGCAAAAACCUCUCACGCAGUUAGAGGAAAAAAUGGGACCAGCGGCUCUCCUCAGGAGAACUCUCACAACAACAGCUCCCACCAUGGCUCCGACUCGCAUGCGACUCAGAGCAAGCCUGCAGACAGGCACCAGGACCCAGCAGAUGACUGGACAGAACACAUCAGCUCCUCUGGGAAGAAGUACUACUACAACUGUAGAACUGAGGUCUCCCAAUGGGAGAAGCCCAAGGACCUGUUGGAGAGGGAACAACGACCGAAAGACCCAGUCAAGAUGGGGGCGAAUAGUUUCCCCAGGGACAUGGACUACAGACAAGAGGCCUUGCAGGACAAAGCCUCAACUAAGACAACAUCAGGGGACCAGUCCACAGCAUCCAACUCCGGCCAUUCCUCCUCUUCCUCUUCUUCUCAGAGCCUGAGCUCUGCUCCUGGUGCUUUGGGUUCCACCCCCUCCGCCAUGUCCUCCUCCUCUUCCUCCUCUUCGGGGCAGGUGCCUCAGUCUGUCCAGUCCCCGUCACCAGCACUGCUGCAGGACCCAGCCCUCCUGCAUCAGCUCCUCCCAGCGCUGCAGGCCACUCUGCAGAUGAACAACGGCAGCAUGGACAUGGCCAAACUCAAUGAGGUCUUGGCAGCUGCUGUCACCCAAGCUUCCUUGCGGUCUGUACUUCAUAAGCUCCUCACUGCUGGACCUGCUUUCAACAUCACUGCUCUGCUCUCAGCUGCUCAGCACUCCAACCAAGCCCAGCACUCCAGUCAGUCCCCCGUCUCCCUGACGUCGGAUGCAUCAUCGCCGCGGCCGUACGUCUCACCACGCAACGGCACGCCACAGAGCAGCCAGAAAUCCCUUCUUGGCGUGCACCCUGGCAGCAUCGCAUCCUCACAAACAAGGGGCAACAUGUCUUCAGGUAAACAAGGAUCAGUCCCCCUGUCUCAGACCGCAGAGAAGCGUCCAGAGGACCCCAGAACUCUCCAGCAGAGAAGCCAGGAGAUGCUGUGCACGGGAUCAAACAUAGCUGGUGCUGCGUUGCCCCACGUCCCCUCAGGCAGCACCAGCCAAUCCCAGGGCGACAACCCUGGCUCAUUCACCCCCACCCUGGCAACUCAUUUCGAUGAGAGCCUCAUCAGACAUAUCCAAGGAUGGCCUUCAGAGAACACUGAGAAACAGGCGGCUCGGUUGCACGAGGACCUCCACAACAUGGGCAGCUUGUACAUGUCUGAGAUCUGCACAGAGAUGAAAAACCUCCGCUCCCUGGUCCGAGUGUGUGAAAUCCAGGCCACGCUGAGGGAACAGAGAAUCCUGUUUCUGAGGCAGCAGAGCAAAGAGCUGGACAAGCUGAAGAACCAGAACUCCUACAUGGUGUGAGGACCUGACCAGAGAAGAAAGGACUGGGAUGGAUGGAUUGAAAUAAUGAUUGAAAAAGAGGAAUAGACUUGGACAGCAAGCUGCUACAGCCCGUUAACUCUCCCCACCAGAGCAACUGAGAAAGGCUGUUAGACAAAUAAGGUGGCUGCUGGUGAAGGUGAAGCUCCAUAAUCCCGAACAUGUUUUUUUUUUUUUUUUUUUUUUUUUUUUU
This is a messenger RNA of Perca flavescens (yellow perch), 2713 nucleotides long. Its product is annotated as WW domain-containing adapter protein with coiled-coil. Gene Ontology annotation, cellular component: nucleus. The coding region runs from base 913 to 2502 and encodes 529 amino acids. The transcript is spliced from 13 exons. Gene Ontology annotation, molecular function: chromatin binding; RNA polymerase II complex binding. Gene Ontology annotation, biological process: regulation of autophagy; positive regulation of TORC1 signaling. The record is from RefSeq and is a predicted model, not a curated record. Lineage: Eukaryota; Metazoa; Chordata; Actinopteri; Perciformes; Percidae.